AUGAGCUCCAGCAGGUACAAGUUACCUGAGAUAGAUCUCAACGAGAUCCACGAUGAAAACCAUUUGGCGCCAGUGGUGAAAGCCAUCCUCUUGAAUCAUGACACAUUUGUGUUGAAAAAUCACGCCAAUAAAAAUAUAUUGGACUCUCUAGUGGAUACGCUUAAUGAUCAGGAGAUCCCCAACAGAGAAACGGAGUUCGAUGCCAACUUUACAGGUGUCUUAGCAGUUGAGGACAAUAUUCUCUUUGAGCAAUAUAUCUUCAACACAGAUGAUAGCCUGCCAUUCAACCGCGAGAUGGCCAAUGGGACGCUGAAAAGAUUGUACACGAGGCUCUUCAAACUGGGACUAUUUUUUGCUAAAAUCUGCCUCGAGAGCUUUGUGCCCGACGACGAAUACAAGCUAGAUGAGAAUAACUACUCGAGCGUGAUAAGCCGUUUUUUUAAUAACAGUCCUACGGGCUCACAAACCCUGCCGACGGGAGAGAUAUUUGAAUAUGCUCCCAGCCCCGAUUAUAGAGAGUUUCUGCCGACUGGUUUACUGACAGUAUUCCCCACUACCAAAGGUGUCAAAUUCAAACCUCCGACGUUUAGUGCUGACGAUAAUACGUGGGCAUCUUUUGAAGAUGAAGAUCGUCUUGUACUGCAUACAGGAUCGUUACUGGCGAGAUUGUCGGGGGGUAGGCAUACCACGUCGCCUUUGCACAUCUCGCCUGAUCUCAACGUUAUGCAUCUUACUGUGUCAUUACCAUUGAGUACUAUCAUUGAUAAUGAGGGCAAAAGACAUGUCGAUAUUUUACUACGUCAGCAGAUUCAAGAAUUACCCAAUGCAGCAUCUAUUUUCUAUCCACGACAAACCGCGUUAUUGCGCUUAGAAAGACAGAUCAAUCUUUACAAAGAAAUGUUUUCCGUAUGUGAAACCGUUCUAUCUUUAUAUUCUAUUUCAAGAUCGUCCGCUGUAAAGCCAGAGCUUUACUCGCUUUUGCCCCAGAUUUCUAAUAUGAUGAGGAGAAAAACCUCACAAGACGAUUUUCUAAGAAUGGUAUCAAUAUGGCCUCAAUCUUAUGUCAUUGAGGCAAACUCCAAAUGUGAGCUAACUGUCAAGCUGCCGAAUAAUAGUUCAUCCCUCGCUUUCACUAACAAGUCAAGGCGUUUACAAUACGUAGAAAAGGCAGAUGCAUGGUAUAACGAUAUGUGCAGGAAAGAAGUCAUUCCGAAUGGCAUACCCCUUUUGAAGAUCAAUAAAAGAAGGGGUAGUUCAGGUACCUUCAAUAGAAGUAGUGUUGAUAAUAUGAAAACAAAGGCUCGAAACUCUUCAAACAGACCUUUGUACUUAUCGAAUUCAAAAGAAAAAUAUAUGUACCCAGAGAAAAAGCAUGAUUCGCAAAUGAAUCUUCUUGAAAGAUUAAGAGAGAAGGAAAGACGAUCAGCCGCUUUACUAUCACAAAGGCAAAGACAGUAUCAACAGUUUUUAACCGUUAAAGUUAAUCAAGUAUUUGAUAUUUUGCAAUCCUUGCAAUGGGGUAAUCCAUAUACAGUCACCUACCUGAGUACAUUAAUCGUCGACAGCCUUGAAGACACGAAUAAUCCAAUUGGAUACAAAGAAGCCGAAGAAAUUCUUCUGAAAUUGCAAAAUUUACUCAAUGAUGAAAUUUCUGUUCAGACUGUUGAAGGUGGACUGAAAGUUUAUCGAUGGAAUACUUUGAAUAAGGAAAUACUUGCAUCAAGGAUUCAUCAAGAGGAAAUGGAUCAGUCACAAGAGUGA
Molecule: messenger RNA, 1761 nt
Organism: Zygotorulaspora mrakii
Lineage: Eukaryota; Fungi; Ascomycota; Saccharomycetes; Saccharomycetales; Saccharomycetaceae
Gene: TAH11
Product: Tah11p
Exons: 1
Coding region: 1-1761 (586 amino acids)
Source: RefSeq, a predicted model, not a curated record